CUGCACAAAUCACGUGUGCUAGCUACACACACACAAAAGUACAAAUAACUUUACAGUGCAAAGGUCAUCAUCCUGAUCAUGUCAUUCAGAUUUAAUAUGUAAUAUGUACAAUUAAUACUCCCGCACUUGCAGUGUGGACUUUGUAUCUGUAUAUGUGCUUUUUAUAACAGAGAAAGGAAACUGCAUAAGGACACUGCCAGGUAUUCAUUAACGAAGAACAGUCAACAUGGGUAGGCUAGACGGGAAAGUGGCAGUGACCACAGCGGCUGCCCAAGGCAUUGGCAGGGCUACAGCUGAGACAUUUGCAAGAGAAGGUGCCAGGGUCAUCGCGACGGACAUCAACGUGGAGAAGUUGAAAGAGCUGGAAGCAAUACCAGGAAUUGAGAUUCGAAAGCUGGAUGUGACGGACAAUGAAGCAAUCAAGGCCUUGGCUGCCGAGAUAGGACACGUCGACAUUCUCUUCAACUGUGCAGGCUUUGUCUUCCAUGGAACCAUUUUGGAGACAACAGAGAAGGAUUUUGACUUCUCCAUGAACCUGAACAUGAAGUCCAUGUUCAACAUGAUCAAGGCGUUCCUGCCCAAGAUGAUUGAAAAGAAGUCGGGCAGUAUUGUCAACAUGGCUUCUGUAUGCUCCAGUCUUAAAGGAAGUGGGAGUCGAUGCAUCUACGGAACAACCAAAGCAGCUAUUAUUGGGAUGUCGAAAUCCGUUGCAUGUGACUUCAUAAAGGAUGGUAUUCGCUGUAACUGCAUUGCUCCUGGAACUGUGGACACACCAUCGUUGCGUGAAAGGAUGGGUCAGAUGGGGGACCCAGAGAAGGGUAUGGAAUUCUUUAUGAGGCGCCAACCUACUGGCCGCCUUGGGACGGCCCAGGAAGUGGCAAACAUUGCACUGUUCCUCGCGUCAGAUGAGGCAAGUUUUGUGACAGGCACCGAGUAUAAAGUGGACGGCGGAUGGAGCAUCUGAGUUUUUCCUACCUGAUUCGUCUCAGUAGAUCUUUUUCAUGCUGCCACCAUUUCAGUCAUGUUCCCUGUAUCCAAUAACAGUAAUGCAUAAUGUUUGUUUGUGCAAAAAGGAACCAGACUGUUUUUCCUUCCAGCCUCGCAUUGGUUCCUUUGAUUUGAAUGGGGAAAAUUCACGAGGGCCGCAACAUGAUAAUGGUCUAUGAAUGUUGGCCAUUAAUUGGUAUUUCAUUAAAUUGGGUUUGGUUUAUAAGUUGCAGAUCUUAUAUAAUCGUGGUACAUUUAAAUUUUCUAAUUGAACUCAGGAAUUCAAUUUUACUAUAUUUCUUACUUGUUUUUUUCCUCAGCGCUUACAGUUUAAAAACAAAAUCCUCCAAAAUAAAUUAAA
Molecule: messenger RNA, 1348 nt
Organism: Patiria miniata (bat star)
Lineage: Eukaryota; Metazoa; Echinodermata; Asteroidea; Valvatida; Asterinidae
Product: 3-hydroxybutyrate dehydrogenase type 2-like
Exons: 8
Coding region: 227-964 (245 amino acids)
Cellular component (GO): cytoplasm
Molecular function (GO): oxidoreductase activity, acting on the CH-OH group of donors, NAD or NADP as acceptor
Source: RefSeq, a predicted model, not a curated record